AUGGCUUCCCCUUCCAAGAUGUCAGGGUAUGUUGAGGAGGAGGUCGCACGUGUGGAGGUUGAAGAAGGGUCCGAGAGUGAAGCGCCUUCCAGCACUUCAGGCUCUGAGAGUGAGGAGGGUGAAAGCGACAAGGCAUCCAUUCAGUCUCAGGAUGUACAAGAACCUAUCAAUGACAGCCAAAGAAGUCCCCGUGACCCAUCCGAUGGUGCUUCCGGCACCGUUGAGGCUCCAAGUGGUUCAACAGAUGUUCCAACCUACAAGAUUGAAGAUGACAUCGGCUUCAUGGCACAGUUCCAUGCUGGCAUUGACGACAAGGCCAAGAUGAAAGCGUUCUUGGAAAAAGCAACCAUGGAGACAAAGGAGAAGGAAGAGCGCAAGUUGCAGAAGGAAAAGGAGAAGAAGGAGAAGGCAGACCGCGAGCGCGAGUCUAAGCGUGAGACAAGGGAGGCGAUGGUCACCUUGAACAUUCAGUGCGGUGAUGGCUCAGGGACGGUUCCCAUCGCCAUCAGUGGCAAUGCUACAGUCAAAGACCUUCGUGAGGCAAUCCAGAACGCGUGCUUCAAAGGCAUGUCAAAGAAAACAGCAAAGACGAUGCAGAUUUACGUUGUGGGUGAGUUGAACAACUUGUGCCUUGCUCCACGCAAGACAGUCAACGGCUUGGGACUUCGUGACGGAUGUGACGGCACGGUGCUUUCUGCAAAGUUCGGUUUGACUGGUGGUGGCUUCGCCAAUGUUCGCAAGAGCAUCAACAAAGCGGAUGCCAUCAAGAACUUGAAGGACAAGGCUGUUUCGUAUGCCACCAAGGACGACGAGAGUUACAACAUCGACGACUUUGACGAGGACUUCCAGAAGUUCUUGAAGGAGCAGGUCUCAAAGCUCAACUCCGUAAAGAUGCUCGUCUCGCAAGGCAUUGAUGUGGUUGGUGUGUCACUUAGCACCACUUCCGACGCCAACCUCACCUUUAUCAAGGAGUUGCUGGAGAAGAAGUUCAAAGGAAAGGCAGACACUAGCGAGGCACGCGUCGCUGUGGUGGUUGAGAAGUUGUUCCCGACCCUUUCGUUGCUACGUUCCGCAUCCAAGGCUCUUUCAUCGCUCCACGGUGAGAUGAUGGGUUACAUCAUGGGACUUUAUGCCGAGAAGUUCUACAAAUUCAAGGACGACGAUAUCAUGUACAACCAUUCUUCCUUUCUAGGACUGAUUGAGAAGGAGAUGAUGAAGCGCGACAUCGUGUCGUAG
This is a messenger RNA of Symbiodinium sp. CCMP2456, 1236 nucleotides long. The record is from the annotation of a GenBank genome assembly. Lineage: Eukaryota; Dinophyceae; Suessiales; Symbiodiniaceae.